AUGUUUCCCAAUACUGGUGAAUUGAAGAAAGUGAUGGCUCCUAAAUCUGAUCACAGUCCAAUUGUCUUGUUUACUGACGUUGAUUGUAAGUCACGGGCUCUAUGGGUGGUGGAGGGGAAGCAUAGAUGUAAGCUGGUGGUGGUGGAGACUUUGUUGGUGGUGGGGGACUCACGUAGAAAUAAGGAGGUGGGGGAGACGGAGAUGGUGGUGGAGGAGAUUUGUAGUAGUAGGGAUGAGGAUCGGGAGAUGGUGGAGGAGGACUCUUGUAGUAAUAAGGAGGGGGUGGAGAAGGUGAUGGAGGUGGAGGUGACUUGUAGUAAUAGGGUGGUGGUGGUGGUGGUGAUGGAGAUGGUGGUGGUGGUGACUGGUAAUAGUAAGGAGGUGGCGGUGAUGGAUCCGGUGGUGGAGGUGAUUUGUAAUAGUAGGGAGGUGGUGGUGAUGGAGAUGGUGGAGUAG
This is a messenger RNA of Sphenostylis stenocarpa, 456 nucleotides long. Lineage: Eukaryota; Viridiplantae; Streptophyta; Magnoliopsida; Fabales; Fabaceae. The record is from the annotation of a GenBank genome assembly.